Messenger RNA from Saprolegnia parasitica CBS 223.65, 5316 nucleotides. RefSeq lists its product as hypothetical. Gene Ontology annotation, cellular component: spindle pole. Gene Ontology annotation, molecular function: protein binding. Lineage: Eukaryota; Oomycota; Saprolegniomycetes; Saprolegniales; Saprolegniaceae. The record is from RefSeq and is a predicted model, not a curated record. The transcript is spliced from 7 exons. Gene Ontology annotation, biological process: spindle organization; mitotic cell cycle; establishment of meiotic spindle localization. Bases 1 to 5316 code for a protein of 1771 amino acids.
AUGGAGAAGCAUGCGUACCUAGAGAAGGAAAACUGGAAGCUCAAGAAGACCCUCAAGCGCAAGACCCCCGGCGUCGAGAUGCCAUCCAUCCACGUCUCCAACCAAGCCUCGUCCCCUCGCAAGCUCCCGGCGCAGGCCUCGUCCUUCAUCGCGUCUGACUUCCGCCACGUGCCCCAGCUCGACUUUGGGUCAGUCGAGAUUGGCCAGACAAGGACGCUAUCGCUCGGCUUCCUCAACCCGAGCGACCAUGGCGUCGCCCACAUCGUCGUCGAGGACGUGCUGCCAAAGGCCUUUGGCUCCGAGUUCUACGUCCAUGCGCACGAGGCGAUCGUCGUCCCGAUGCAGUCCUCCGCGACGAUUGACGUGGUCUUUACGCCGACCAAGCCCGGCCGCGUCCACGCCAAGCUCCACGUGCGCCUGAACAAGCGCUUCAAACUCUUUUGCACGCUCACCGCCACCGCAACAGGGACCGCGCUCGCAUCGUCAUCGUCCUCGUCCUCGUCUGCCAAGCGCGCCAAGGUAUCGUCGACAUCCUCCUCGUUGGCAGCGUCGUACGCGUCGACGUCGUCGACGAUCUUGCGCAAGGCAGGGAAGCCCGAGACGUCGACAAGCCAGCUCUGGAAGAAGCGACGCAUCGUCUUUGACGACCAAUGGAUCCCCAAGCAGGAAGAAGGUUUCCAGAAGUGGCUCAACUUUACGCUCCUCGGCGCCCAUUUUGCCGAGAUCAAGGACGAGACGCCGCUCACGACCGACCGGUAUUACCAGCUGCGGCUGCUUGCAAUCCGCCGACUCGAGUCCAAGAUCCGGCAGGCAGCGCACGCCGUGUACAACCACAACCACACGGACCAUGUCCUGUACCGUCUCCAGCGGGAAAUCACGGCCAAGCGACUCACGAUCCGAACCGACCGCCCACUGCAUGUCGACGUCGGUCUGCAGAACGAGCUCAUGACGCUUCUCAAUCACUACCACCCGCUUUGGCUCACGCUCGGGCUCGAAGUUGUGCUCGGCCUCCGCAUCGUCGAGUCCCUCGGGGAGCUCAUCCAUCCGACGUCCUCGUCGUCGCACAUGCCGCUCUUUCUACGUCGGCUCAUCGCCGAGCGCAUCACGAACGACCCGGUGCUCGCGCUCAAGCACCCGUCGCUGCAUCUGGGCGUCAAUCGGUCCGAGGCGUACUUGGCCAAGCUCCGCGUCCACACGCUUGUCAAGUGCUUCAUGCUUGUCUACUUCCUCGACAAGGCGCAUGCGCAGCGCCACGUCGACCAUAUUGCGCUGCCAUGCCUCUUCCGGCCGUCGAGCAGUGUCAAGAGCUCCAAGCAGAUUUUGUAUGAUUUUUGCCAAAAGUUUCUGAGCCAAGAAGGGAACGUGCUCCGGCACCUCGGCAACCUCGAGUAUACGGUCGCCUACGAGCAAAGCGUCCUUGAGGAGAUGGACAUGCAGGUCGAGAACCUCGCCAUGGACCUUCGCGACGGCGUCCGACUCGUACGCUUGCUCGAGACGCUUGUGCCCGGCGCGGUCUUGAGCCCGCAGCUGCGCUUGCCAGCCGUGUCGCGGCUCCAGAAGGUCCACAACGUCAAGGUCGCGCUGUCGUUUUUGGAGGAGCACUGCCAAUUGCAGCUCAACGCGGUCGAGUCGAGCUGCGCCGUGACCAACUACCAGCCGACGACGAUUGGGCCCAAGGACAUUGUCGACGGGCACCGUGAAAAGACGCUUGCGCUCCUCUGGAAGCUCAUUAGCCAUUUCAAGAUCUCGCACGUCGUCGACGUCGCCUUGGUUGCCACCGAAAUUGACCGUGUGAAGCGCCGGUGGUCGGGCCUCGCCGCGCAAGUCUACGCGACGAUCCACGACGGCGAUGUCAACGACAACAACCGGUCGAUUCCGCAGUUGCUGCUCGAGUGGUGCCGCGUCGUGUGUGCCAACUACCACCUCGCGAUCCACAACUUUACCGCGUCGUUUGCCGAUGGGAAAGCGCUCUGCCUCAUGGUGCACUACUACCACCCGCGGUUGCUUGAAAAGUCCGACAUGCACUGGACGACGAGUGAUCGGAGCGACAAGGACCGCAUUGGCCACGACGAGUUUGAAGCGCUUUUGUCGCAAGAGCGCGCCAACUUUGCACUCGUGAACGCCAAAGUCAAGCUCCUCGGCCAAGUCCCGGUCCUCGUGCCCGAGUUUGACUCGAACAAUUUGCCCGAAGAGAAGAUCAUCAUGACGUUCGUCGCGUACCUGCACUCGCGUCUCCUCGGCGCAAGCAAGGAGAUCCACGCUGCGUUUACGCUCCAGCAUUGGUGGGUACCCCGCUUUCGCCGUUUGCGCCGGACCAAGCGCGACCACGCGGCGCGCGUCAUCCAGCGCUUUUGGUACACGACGUCGCACAACCGGUUUGCGAUCCGCUGUGUGCAGCGCCUCCUCUACUUGGCCCGGAAGCUCCAAGCAUUUGUCCCGUCCGGGUGCCAAUCAAAGCUCGGUGGUCUCCCAAUCGUCGUGGCGUCGCCUGUUCGCGUGCCCGUCGUCGCACCACCGGCUCCCGUCGUGGCGCCACGAUCCACGGUGGUCUAUGCGCCGCUGUCGCCGACGCUGACCACAGUCCGCGCGCCUCGGUCACCGGUCGUCGCAGUGUAUGCAUCUCGGUCGCCGCCCGUGGCCGUCUUUGCACCGCCGUCGCCGCCUGUAACGGUCCCUGCCCCGCUGUCGCCGCCUCACUCGGACGAAGCCGACCCAACACCAGAGGUUGUCGAGGUUGACAACAACUACGACUUUGAUGCGGCCGCAGCGUGCAUUCAACGAGCCGUCCGCGCGUGGCUCGCCGACAUUCGCGCGUCCCGAGCCGCCUUUCGCCUCGCGAUGGAGCAAGCGCAGAGCGCCGUCCGUCUCCAACAGUGGUGGCGCAUGUAUCGCCGCGUCUCGUACACCAAGGCACUCUGGCAAACGAUGGCCUUCCACCUGCGUUCGUUGCGCGACGCGGCGGCCGUGACACUGCAGCGCGCGGUCCGGCGCCGCCAGACGCAAGCGUUCUGGUACGCCCUCGUCUACUACGCGCGUCUCCAAAGUCGCCAAGUGGUCGCGGCGACCAAAAUCCAGCGCUGGAUCCGCGGCAAGGGCACGCAGAAGGUGCAGCAUUUGUGGUCGACCAUGGUCGUGCUCCUGCGGCAAAAGGAACAAGCGGCGGCGACGCGGCUCCAGCGCUGGUGCCGACGCCGUCUCGAAUGGCCGCCUUCGACGACGCUGCAAUUCUGGUACCGCAAAGCCAUGCGGCUGUAUGAGCGCAAGCAGCGCUGGGUCGACGUCAUCCUCGCCGUCCAUUACGAACGCUGCGACCAAGCCGCCGUGGUGAUUCAAACGGCGUGGCGCCAUGCCAAGCGUCGAGCCACUGUCGCCGUGUGGCAUGAUCUCAUCAACCACGUGCUCGAACGCCGCCGACACGAGCUCUGGGACGCCUACACGACGGCGGCCGCGACACGGCUCCAGCGCGCCUUCCGACGGUACCGGGUCGUGUGCGUGCGGUGGCGCUGGACCGCCCUUGCCGUCGCCGCCAAGCACGCCCACGAAACGACGUCCGUGGCCGCAGCCUGGUGGCUCGACGCGGUCGCCGUGCUCACGUACCACGACCACGCCGCGCGCGUCAUUCAAGAGGCGUGGUAUAAGGCGUGUCGUCGGGCACAGGUCCGCGACUGGUUUCUCAACGUCAUUGCUGCCGUGCGUGAGCUCGAAGCCAAUGACGCCGCCGCGAUCGUCGUGCAGCGCUCUUGGCGCAAGGCGGUUUUGCGUGCCUCGUGGCGCACCUUGGUCGCCGACGUGUACCGCGCCAACCAGGCCGCGCUCGUGGUGCAAACCGCGUGGCGCACGUCGCAGCGCCAGUACCUCGUGCGGGCGUGGUGGACAGACACGACCGCGAGCCUCCGCGUCCAGCGGGGUGCGCGCGAGAUGGAAGCAGCCACGACGCUCCAGUCCAUGUGGCGCGAGUACAAGCGCCGGACGAUCCUCCGGUCGUGGUGGACGCACGUCAUCACGCUGCUGUACGAGCAACGUGACGCUGCAGCCGCGCAGAUGCAGACCGAGGCCAAGGAGCUGCAGCACCACGCCGCCAAGACGCUUCAAAAUUGGUGGGUCGAGGUGCAGCGCCGGUCGCGCGUCCGGGCCUACUGGACGCAACUCGUGGUCGUGCUCGAGGAGCAGCGCGACGGCGCCGCGUACAUGCUUCAGUCGUGGUGGCGUACGCUGCAGUACAACCGCCGGCUCAAGACGAUGCAGGACGAGUGGCACUCGCUCGCCGUGUGCCUCUCCAUCCAGCAGCAAGACACGCAGAGCCUCGCGGCGACGCGUAUCCAAGACUUUGUCCGGCGCUACCAAAGCCUCCAGUUUCUCAAAAACUGGUGGCUCGGCCUCAUCGAGCACGUCCAGUACCGCGAGUCGGCGGCGCGCAUCAUCCAGGCGUAUUGGGCCCACGCACGCAUGCGCAAGCAGCAGCCCAAGCCGCGCCGUAUCUCGAUGCACCGCGUCCUCCCGGGCGACGCGAUUCUCAAGCUCCAGUCGUGGUGGCGCGGCACGCUCGUCCGUCGGCAGUACGACCGCCUCUCGCCCGUGACGGCCGUGCGUCAUCGCCUCGACGCGGCCAAGACGUCGGCCAACGUCGUCGCCGCCGCGCUCCGCGAUCAAAAACCGCUGUUUGUGCAAGAGGAAAAGAUCAAGCUCCGUCUCCGGCUCAAGCGCGCGCUUGCGAUUCUGCACACGUCGCCGCGCCUCCAAGACAUGCUCCACGCGGUGCAUACGCUCGAAAUGUGCACGCGCCUCAGUCGCGAGUGCUGCGUCGAGUGCUUGUUGCAUCAAGUGCCGCGGCUGCUCUACGCGGCGAUCCGCAAGUGCAACCGGAGCCGGCCGCAGCUCGAGCUCCUCCACCAGCUGCUGCAGGUGGUCUUGAAUCUCUGUUUGCACCAGCAAGGCCGGUUCCACGCGGCCAACAUUGCGAUCGCCGAAGACGUCGAGGGCCACGCAAUGAGCUGCGAGCUCUGGAUCGACCUCAUGCAAAUGCACCGCGACUCGGCCGUGCUCUUUACGCUCAACGCGCGUCUCCUCAAGUAUGCGCUCAUGUGCCUCGUGCGCGACAACGCCGAGUUUGACGGCCGCCAGCAAGCGCUCUUGAGCGAAGCCCACCGCCGCCUCUCGCUGCUCCACGCGCUCUUUGCGAAACGGGCGCGGACCAAGAGCCUCGUGGAAAAGCAGGUGGCACACAAGGGCAAGGAGGUGCCGGGCCAGUUGCACCCGACGCGCGCCAUCUCGAUUUUGCAAACGCUCCUCUCGCUCCUCCCGGCGUCGGCGCAUUAG